CACUGAGAUAGGGUUAAUAAAAAGGACACACAGCUACAGGGUAAACUAGGUUAAACCGCUACUGUAUAAAUAUAUCGAUCGUCGCAAGGUUUCUUGUUUUCUCAUUUCUAUAAAGUAUAACAAGGAGUAUUUAUCAAAAUAAAGGAGAAAAACAUUGACAUGUUGGAGUUUCUGGUUCCUGGUUCCAUUACGAGCACGUGUAUUGUCGGUCUGGUUGCCGGGCUCAUCGUGUAUUGGGCGAUACAAAAGUGGAAGUACAAGUAUCCACCAGGACCCACUGGACUCCCUCUCCUAGGAAAUGCAUUGCAAAUCGACCAGUCUAAGCUGCACGAACAAGCGUUUGAAUGGUCAAAGAAAUACGGACCCGUGAUAACUAUCGGCACAGGUCCUAUUCCAGUUGUCAUUGUGAAUACAAUAGAAACUGCAAUGGAAGUACUUGUGAAAAGGUCAACAGAUUUUGCUGGACGGCAACUUGUACCUUCUCUUGAUGUACUAACAUACGGAGGGAAGGACAUUGCCGUGGCCAGCUAUAGCCCAGCAUGGAAACUUCACAGGAAAAUUUCAGCAAAAGCUUUACGUCAUUACAUGCAAGGUGAUGCUUUACAAAAUCGAGUUCAUGAUGCAGUCGAAACAGCCUUUUUUGAGAUUGACCAACUAUCUGGAGAGUUCGAUCCGUCAGAAUAUAUCACCUUUAUAGUUGGAAAUAUACUCACAGGACUUUGUUUCGGAGGAAAGUACAAUUUCAAGGAUAAAGAGGUGAAAUAUAUAAUUGAGAAGGAAGAGAAUAUGUUAAAAGAGCUUGGGAUAGGGGCAUUAGAAGAUUUCAUUCCAGGACUAAAAUAUGUCUACAAGUCCAACACGUUCAAGAAUGUGGAAAAAUUCGUGAAAGACGUGCCCGAUGGUUAUAUCACUAACAAACUGAGAGAGGCUGAGAAAACAUUUGAUAAAGACAACGUCCGUCAUUUCACAGACACUCUUAUCCUAGCUCGUAUGGAAGCUGGUGAAGAAGAAGGUGCGGAAAUAUUGAAAUCACUAACUGACCAACACCUGGUGCAGACGCUAUCCGAUAUUUUCUUUGCUGGAACAGACACGUCAAAAUCUACUCUGAAAGGUGCGAUUCUACACAUGGUCGCCUUUCCCGACAUACAAGACAAGGUGCAAGAAGAAAUUGACAGAGCUGUUGGCAGGGAGAGACUUCCUGGCAUUAAUGACCGGCCUAAUCUUAGUUACACGGAAGCUGUAUUGCAUGAAAGUAUGCGUGUGGGAUCAGUAGUUCCAUUAGGAGUACCACAUAUGACCAUUUGUGACACUGAAAUUGCUGGGUACAGGAUACCUAAGGGAACAACAGUUAUAGUCAAUCACUGGGCCCUACACCAUGACCCAGACGCUUGGGACGAUGUUGAUCGAUUCAUUCCUGAACGUUAUUUAGACGAGAAUGGAAAACUUGGACCUAAACCAAAGAACUGGUUGCCAUUUUCAGCGGGAAAGAGAGCAUGUCUUGGAGAAUUCGUAGCUAAACCGGAGCUGCAUUUGCUCUUUGCCUGCUUAAUGCAGCGUUACAAGUGGAGAAUGAUAUCUGGAAAAUGCCCAGAUUUGACAGAAGUUGGCGGAAUAAAUGGUCUCAGCUACAAAUCUUAUAAGGUCAUCGUAGAAAAAAGAAUUUGAUAUAAAACAGAAGAAAGAGGCUUAAAUACAUUGCAAUGUGCUUAAAUCUUUUUCAAGUGAGGGGAGGGGGGAAGGGUCGCAAUGAACUUUAUCUAAACAACAAAGAUGGCGGCACUACACGAAAACGUGAGUUUUUCCAAAAUAAUGUGCUUUUCUUAAACAUUUAAAAAACAAACUGGAGAAGAACACCUGGUUAUAAACCUACUAUUUACUUUUUGGAACAUACCAGUGUUUGUGUCUACGCAAAAGCUUUUGUAGUUUUCCGGGAAUGCUGGUUACGAGUUUCGAUUCGAAGGAAAAUGUAACUAAAAUAAAAAGACAAGGUUCAUGGCAUUUUGCUUAGAUAGUACUUUUCUCGAAAUAUUCACGACUAUAAACACAUUUAUCAUAUACUACAGGUUUCUUGUUUUUAUAUAUACACGCACAGCUAUCUGUCUGCUGCUAAUGAACUUCUAAAUUUCGUCAAAAUUAUUUUAUUUUUCAUGGUAAGGGUCAGUGCCCAAAAUCAAUUGGUAAAUAUCAGUGCUUUAAAAACACAUUAAUGUAGGGUUUCAAAAUGAGAGAAAAUUGAAUACCCUUAGUCUUUCUGCUGUUUCGUACUCCAGUAAUUCUUUAAUCAGUUACCUCCUGAAACGAGAAAAUUUAAAUUCUUAAAAUGACGUGUUUGUAAAGCACUGAUCUUGCUUAUUGAUUUUGGGUACUGAACCUUACCAUGAAAAUUAAAAUUGAGCUUUUGACUAAAGUUUAAAAGUAAAGAGCGGGCGCAGUGGUCAAAUUGUAACACAGUUUGAGGAUUUCUGAGAGAGACGGUUAUAAUAUUAUCUUUGUGUUCAUGCCUCAUCUCCCUUAGCACGUUAGGCCUGAUCUGAUCUGGUGCUGCAGCUUUGUUGGUUUAAAGAUUAGCAAGAAGCUUUACAACACUAGAUUUGCUGAUAGAGAUAUUAGGCAUGAAGGUGCAAAGCAUUUAAGUAUGCAUGUUUGUUUAAAUGAAAGCUAGAAGUUUCUAUUGAAAACUGUUAGUUUUGAGACACCUGAUGUUUGAUCGUUGAUGGGGGAGACAGUUUGUGAGUCUUUUUAGGAGGUUAUAAUAAGUGUAUGUAACUUUUAUAGGAAAAAUUACUUUUGUGUCUUUGACAUCAGAAUCAGCGAUAUACAGUAUGUUGUUUACUAGAUGUGAAAUGUUAAAGAGUGUUUAGGUUUAGUUCUUAUGGGACCUUUUAUAUUCUUACAUUUACUCCACUGCUCGAGUAUGGGUUUGAUUUACUUUACUUUUGGUUCAUGGUAUCUCUUUUAUAUAUCGACUUUGGUGUUUCCUUAGGUACCCUGGUUGCCAGCUUUCUUCAGUGGUACGUAAUUAAGUGCUACGGCUUGUUCUUUUUAACUAGUCCAAUAAGUCUUCAACGGAAAGAAAGUCAGAGUUUUGUAAUAUUUCUUCGCUGGGUCUUGCAUGCAGUUCUUAAACUCAGUAGCGGUGACAAGUUCUGAAUGUUUUGUUUGAGGUCAGUUGGUCUUGCAUUGAAAUAUAUAUAAGAAUAUAUACUUAUUUCAACUUUGUUAAUUUAAUAUGAGCAAAGGGUCAAGAAUACUUUGAUUUCUGGUAUAUCUAGUUACCAUCUGUGUCAGGCUGUGAUUGAGAAGGAUACGGACAAGAUCUAGAGAUUUUGCAACAUCUAUGAGUCUAUGUCUGAUUCAUGUGGCCUGUAGUAUGGUGCUUUGUACAUAGGUUUAAUGCCUUUAAUUUCUAGCUUAAUCCAUCUGAUGUUAUAGUCUGUGUUUAGUGUAAGUUAUUCAGAUUAUAAUGAGCUGUUUCCGACAGGAAAAAAUGCCUCACAUUCUUCGCCAAUUGAUCUAUCUCUGUGAACGACUGAGCAUCCAAGUAUUGGUGUCAAACUUGUGAAGUGUUCUUAUUUAAGUGUUGGUGAAAAACUUCAUUCAUUACGUGUUUCUUUUUGAGCAAAGACUCUAAAGCACUAACUAUGUCAAGGGUGUGAGUUUGGAUGCGGUUUUGAAAUUCAUGUUCUUUUACAGUUAAUUUACAUUGUUCUAAAUACAUAAUGCUAGAUCUAGUAGUUAAAAUAACUAUUUAUAUCUUAUUUUCGUAACAUUUUUUUUUCAAAGUAAGGAGUAAUGUACAUAAAUCAGCAAGAUUUGUUUUCGCUUAAUUCGUAAGCUGCAAUGAUGGAAUCCCACAGGCCGCUGCUUUUGGAACUGUCGUAGAAGAUUGACCAUUAAUUCUUAGACAUUGUCAAGGAGUCACACUUAUUUAAUCUCUGUACGUAUUUUGUUAAUAUUAUCAAAAUAUGCAUAAAGGCACUCUUUUGAAACCUUUUUCGGCAAAUGACCGUAGCAAGCAUAGUUAUUCAAGCUAUCCGUAUGACACGCGGCAUUCUCUCAGCUAGAUAUCGAACAAGUAUCAUUUUGUAAAAUAGUUUUAGAUACUUACUUUAAAUGGAAAACAAAUCAUUCUCAAAUGAGAAAGAAUAUGUGAAAUUAACUGUGUUUAUAAUAAUAUAUAUGUAUAACAGAUAAGAAUUUAACUUUGUAUUUGUAUGCACAUUUAUACCUUUUGUUACUACACAUGCAUUAGGUGUGUACAAUUGUAAACCUCACACACACUGUGUAACUGUUUAUACACAUAAACAUGUUAGUUUUAUGUUCAGAUAGUAUAAAGUAUAAUCUGGA
Molecule: messenger RNA, 4347 nt
Organism: Mercenaria mercenaria
Lineage: Eukaryota; Metazoa; Mollusca; Bivalvia; Venerida; Veneridae
Product: steroid 17-alpha-hydroxylase/17,20 lyase-like
Exons: 11
Coding region: 160-1665 (501 amino acids)
Biological process (GO): hormone biosynthetic process; progesterone metabolic process
Molecular function (GO): iron ion binding; heme binding; steroid 17-alpha-monooxygenase activity
Source: RefSeq, a predicted model, not a curated record